AUGCGCCUGGCCCAGUUGUCUUCGCCGUUCGACGCCGUGAACUUGCAUCACCCGUCACUGGCCUCACCGCGGCAGGGAAUUUCCCUUCCGCGGUCGCGACACAGCGGCGAUGCCGGCGGCGACGAUCCGCCAUUUGCCGGGGACAUGGCGGGCUCGUUGCCGAGCACGAGCACCUCUACUCUGUAUUCGGGUGCUCUCCUGCAGUCGUGCCAAGCGCUCUUGAGCACACAGUCGCUAGGCUCAACGGUGUUGAUGGAGCGGCACUCAUUCUCUGAUUGGUGUGCAACAGCGGCGUUGGAUGACCCAUCCUCUGGCUCGUGUCCGAGCAGCUGCAGCUGGUCUCCACUAAACCAGACACAACCGCGCAGCGCUGUCCGUGCGACGGCGACGUCACCGAUCUCCCCCGUCGGCACAAUCACCACAACGCUCUUCAUCGACGGCCUGCCAGCGUCAAUUGAGAACAAAUGGCAGCUGCAGCCUUGUGUACCCCCACAGGGGUUGAUGGCACUCCGAGUGAAGAGUUCGCGAGGCAGGAACGUUGGCUUCGCUGUCUAUGACAGCAUCGCAGCCGCACAUGGAGCGCUGACGUGGUUCAAUCAGAUGCGCAUAAUCAAGGAGGUGGUACUGACCUCUACAUUCGGCGCCCCACCUGCUGUGGGGUCCGCGCCAUCGACUGGGGCGCCACCCGGCCUUGUAAGCGAUGACCCCUGUGCGCCAUCAGGUGGUGUGACGAGUGCUUGUUUCACCAACUCGCCCGUCGAGUCGGAGCCCCUGCCGCUGAAAUACGAGGAUUACCUCUGCACGCAGCAACUCCCCGGUGAGUUCGCGUCUUUGCUGCGUAAGUGUACGCUUCUGCGGGUGAACUGGGCCCGCUGCUUGGAAAUUCAGCACACGCCCGUCAAGGUGGUGGGCGCUGCUGCUGCUGCUCCUAGUUCUCUGGUCUCCUCCCCGCUGUCCCACCCACCAUCGCCGUGGAGGAUGGGAGCGGUUGCUGUCCGUCCACCGCCGCCGCCACCGAUGCCGACGUCGGUGCCGCAUGUAAGCCCAUAUCCGAGAGGCGACAACGACGGUUGCUUGAUGUCAGAGCCGGCCCGGCAUGCUCUGCUACUGCGGGCACCUCCCCAGCAGCAUCCGCCGCCGCCGCCGUCGUCGCCUCCAAUUGUGCUGUCGCCACGGUUUCAGCUUCCACUGCAGCCACCACAUCCUUGUGCCCCUGCCGGCUGGUCUGACGCCCAGGCCACACACUUGCUAGAGCCUCACCCGUUGGCUCAGACAACGUUGUACCACGGGCCUUCGCCGGUGACGCACCGUACUUGGGCUACCUCAGCACCAUCAUCGUUUUUGCAGAGGCCUGGGCUUCGUUCUUCUUGUGGCAGCGGCACCGCUACCCCAGCCUACCACCAACCCGAGAACCCCACCACUUGGCAACCUCUUGGUGCGCAUCUGAGUUCGCACGUGGCGGAGCGCAACGAUCAGCAUGAGCGAGUGGAUGACUGGCGAGGCGUACCGCCAAAGCUGCCUGGAUCGUCGUACCGUUACGAAGAGCGGCAUCCGCAGCAGCGCCACAUGGCUCAUCACCACCACCAACCUGCUCGUGAGCCUCCCCUCCCUUCCCGUACGCUCUUCGUACGUCUCAUCCACAACUUCGAAGAGCCUCAGUACCUGCAGCACGACCAGCUGCGUAGCACCACCGGCGGCGGCACGGAUAGUGCGACUGCGGUGCCUGUCAACCCAUCGUUCGCGACGGUGGGGCCGCGUUCAACUCCCUCAGGUACAAUGGCCAUGCCAGGCGCUGCGGCUGCGCGCGCCGAGGUAGUUGCACUCCCAGCACCGACGCGAGCCCGCUCUCAGACUACCCCCUCGUUCCGCGUGUCAUCAACGAGCACGGCGGUGUCUCUGAGCGGCGCCGCGGGUAUCCAUCCACUGGUCUCGGUUGUGCCGCACCAUCACCACUGUAUGCUCUAUCAAUCGCCGGCCUUACCAACCUUGAUGACGACCCCACAGCUGCGGAGUCCACAGGAUAGCCACACUGCACAAGCGUAUUCUCCACUGCGGCCACCGGUGUCUUCGCAGCUGACGAGCCCACGUGAUGAUCGCCACAGCAGCGGUGCUGGUGCUGCUGACGAAGCCGUCUUGCAGCCGACACCCAACGCCGAAGACCUCGAGUUCUUCCGUUUCGCACAGAGCGUGUUGCGCAAGGAGUACUUCUCCGAGAAGUUUGCUGGAUUCGUCCGGUAUCGUGAGUUCUUGCGUCCCCCGUACUACGGCGGCUGCUUUGUGCUAUUUGAGCGAGGAGAAGACAUGCAGCGCUGCCUCCAGUGGAUGCGCAAGGACGAGCGGCUCAUGAAGUUGUUUGCAGUCUCACCGGCCCGAAACGACAGCUUCGGACCGUGA
Messenger RNA from Leishmania braziliensis MHOM/BR/75/M2904, 2394 nucleotides. RefSeq lists its product as hypothetical. NCBI's taxonomy places the organism in Eukaryota, Euglenozoa, Kinetoplastea, Trypanosomatida, Trypanosomatidae. The record is from RefSeq and is a predicted model, not a curated record. The transcript has a single exon. The coding region runs from base 1 to 2394 and encodes 797 amino acids.